AUGGUAAUGCAGUUGCAAGUAGACUCUGCGAGCUCGACCCAGGCCUCCGCGACCACCUCCUACACAUUUCUGGGCGACUCCACGGGCGGCAUUUUGUCGCUGCGCUCGUCGGAAAUUCUCUCCACCGUGGCCCAGCCGUCGUCCUUUUCGUUCCACUCGCGCGACUUCCACAGCGCGUCCGUGACGUCCACCGUGUCUGGGAACAUAUCCUCGGCCGCUUCCUCGACGGCCUCCGCAUCCACCGCAUCCUCCGCAUCCACCGCAUCCUCCGCAUCCUCCGCAUCCACGGCCUCCAUACCGGCCUCUGCGUCUGCUUCCUCCAGUGCUGCUGGCCAGCAAGCAUCCUCCGCGGGCGGAUCCUACUCCCACAGCCCGAGCUGGAAGCUGAGCACUGCGCUAAUGAUUCUCGCUGCGUGCGGACUCAACAUUUAG
Messenger RNA from Lachancea dasiensis, 432 nucleotides. Lineage: Eukaryota; Fungi; Ascomycota; Saccharomycetes; Saccharomycetales; Saccharomycetaceae. The record is from the annotation of a GenBank genome assembly.